AGGCGGUGGCCCCGGGCACAAGGCGGCCGCUGCUCGGGCUGGGAGGCCCCAUGUCGCCGCCCCCGGCCCCGCUCCUGGCGCUGAGACCCGGGGAGACCCGGCCUGGUUGCAGGAAGCCCGGGGCCGUGAGGUUCGCGGACGUGGCCGUGUACUUCUCCCCGGAGGAGUGGGGGUGUCUGCGGCCCGCGCAGAGGGCCCUGUACCGGGACGUGAUGCGCGAGACCUACGGCCACCUGGGCGCGCUCGGAUUCCCGGGCCCCAAACCAGCCCUCAUCUCUUGGAUGGAACAGGAGAGUGAGGCUUGGAGCCCCGCCGCCCAGGAUCCUGAGGAGGGGGAAAGCCUGGGAGGAGCUCCGAGAGGAGACACCCCAAACAAGAUGGAAGAAGAACCCGAGGAAGAGCUAGGAACCAAGGGACCUGGAAAGAUUCCUGGGAAGGAGCUGUGGGAGGAGCUGGUUACAUACAACCCUGGCUCUACUAUCAGCGUGGCCUCGGCAAGAGCACAGCCAUCCACGAAAGCUUCCAGGGACCAAAUGGCAGGCGCGCAGCCCCCUGUCGUGGUGCCCAGCGUGGACGCCCAGGCCAGCCAACGGCGCCACGUGUGUACAGACUGUGGCCGCCGCUUCACCUACCCCUCGCUGCUGGCCAGCCACCGGCGCAUGCACUCGGGGGAGCGGCCCUUCCCCUGCCCUGAGUGUGGCAUGCGCUUCAAGAGGAAGUUUGCUGUGGAGGCGCAUCAGUGGAUCCAUCGCUCCUGCUCGGGCGGGCGGCGGGGCCGCAGGCCUGGGAUCCGCGCUGUGCCUCGGGCCCCAGUCCGUGGUGAUCGGGACCCACCUGUGCUCUUUCGGCACUACCCGGACAUCUUUGAGGAGUGCGGAUGAGUGGCUCCCACAGGCUGGAGUUGAGCCUGACCUCGACACUGAGGACUGACUGAGCCCUGAGCGAGGCUCCUGAGUCAGGGACUUGGGAACUAAAAUCCAUCCCUUGGGCUUCCCUCAAGGAUCCCUCAAGUUUCCAAACUUGUAAAAAGAAAAGUGCCUGUAAAGAUUCAGAUAGAUUAAACUUGACAUCUCUCUUCCCAGUCUUUUGUUUAA
This is a messenger RNA of Galeopterus variegatus (Sunda flying lemur), 1094 nucleotides long. It is a transcript of the gene ZNF688, whose product is annotated as zinc finger protein 688. Gene Ontology annotation, biological process: regulation of DNA-templated transcription. The transcript has 3 exons. The record is from RefSeq and is a predicted model, not a curated record. Bases 51 to 881 code for a protein of 276 amino acids. NCBI's taxonomy places the organism in Eukaryota, Metazoa, Chordata, Mammalia, Dermoptera, Cynocephalidae.